UCUUCAAGGAACAUGACUGCAAAGGGGUGUUACCAAAGAAUUAUAUUGAAAUGGGGUGUAACCCACCGUCAUAAGUACAGUGUUCUUGGAUCAAAUUCUUUCUGUUGUUAGUAGAAGAUAUACAGCAGUUGGUGUUGUUUCAGUUCAUAAUAACCUGCUUUUUUGGAAGGUUUUUUAUUUUCUUUGCUGUUGAGAGAUAACUUACAGGAGGACUUCUUAUAUGUGAGAGGCUGCCACCGAAGAGGACGCACAAGGGAAGGAAGACGCUGGGGAUCACUUCUCCAUACAUAUGGCACAAAGGAUGUUUCAUGAAAGUGGGCAAGAAGGCAGAUCAGUCCUGGGAACAGUGGCAGUGCAGGUCGAAAGAGAUCCUAAGACAGGUGCCACCGUCAUCAGGUCAGUGGCCCCCGUAUCCACACCAGCUGGUGCAGCGACGGCUACCACCAUCUUCGACGAUGGCCGGAAGAGUAUCCACGCUGUCGGGGGAAUGGGAGCCCAACCCUCCACUGAAGAGCUCGGGCAGAUCUUGAGCGCUAUUGAUGGGGUCGGGAUGAAGGUGCUGCUGGAUGAUGUCACAGUCACGCCAAACAAGGCAGAGACAAAGCUAGAGAGAGUAGAUGUCAACAGAGCUCCAGAGGUAAAAGUCUGGUCAGAAGAGGACAACAAGCAGUUAGACAGCUCUAGAAGCUACGACUUGGAAGCUGAGCUGAAGAAUGAGAACUGUGCUGCAAUUAUGGGAAAAAAGGAGGAUAAGAAAAAGAAGAGAAGCAUCAUGGCAGUUAGAGACAAUGUUGGAGAAGUAGAAAACAUGGAGGAUCUGAGGUUGGAGGAAGGCCCGGUCACUCUUGUGUUCCUGGGAUACAGUGAUGCUACAACUGACAACGGUCACGGCCAGAAGGACAAUGAAGGCAUGCUCACUGUGGAACGAGUGAUUAUCACUGAGGAAGGAGAAGAACACGUCUUAGGGCCUGAUACAUCUGCUUCACCUCAGACAGGGAAAGAGUUGCAAGACAAAGUGUUUCAGGACAUUGCCCUGGAUGGAAAUGGGCCAGGAGUUAAAGUCCAAGAAGAGGGAGGCGAUAAGGUGCUGCGUGAUUCAUCUUCACCCAGUGUAGAAGAAGUAGAAGGCACCUCCAAGCACAUGACCUGUCAGUGUUGCUCUGUCAUGUAAGAAAAUGAUUGGAGAGCGAGACUCCCACAUCAGCGUAUCAUUUGUAAUGUUUGUGUCUUCCAUCCUGGCUGAUAUAAGAGAAUAUACCACCGUCUGUAUUAUAUUAGAACGGUUUUGGCUCUGAGCACCCACCGCUACACUUUGCCAAAGAAGGAGACAUUUAUUAUGUUGUAUGUCUUUUCUAGCAUCUAUGGACUGGCAACUGGUAUGAGGGGCUAUUUAAACCCACUUCCUCCCUCUGGUGGAUAAAGCUGAGAAUUUCAACAUGCUCUCCUGCAGGCAUGCAGAUACUUCUCACCUUAACUGUCUCCAUGCUUUAGGACAUGUUUUGUGCCAAAAGCAGUCCAUAGCCUAUGUUUAGCUUUGUUUGCUCUAAGAAUGGAAAAGGCAUAUGUUACAAGUAUUUGUAAUAGAAAUUAUGGUGUGUUUUAUUGUGUAACUUUAAUGUUAACAUGAGGUGAAAAAUAAUUGACUUGAAACCUCCUUUUGAUACUUUUAAAUAUGUACUGUCUUACCCACUACCACUCAGGGCUGUAGCUUAGGGAGCCAACUUUUGGGGGUUUUAAUGUCCUGAGGAGGAGUUUGUAUUCUACUCUAACUCCUGGGUCAGAUGUAUUUUAGUGUCAAAAUCCAUAGUUCAGCUUUUUGGGAAAUACCUUUAUUUGUUUUAACUUACUGUAUAGCUGCCCCUUGACACUGCAGCAUGUCGGGUUUUUUUGCAUGAAUUAAACAAACAAAAUAUCAUGUGUUCACCAGUGAGUUUUAGUUGUCUAGCUAGUAGGCAGGCUUUGUUACCUUUGUAUCACUGUAAUUCGGUAUAACAUUGAUUAAUUACAGUGGAUGUUAACUGGAACAUAAUUAUAAAACAAUAUAAUUAGUA
This is a messenger RNA of Micropterus salmoides (largemouth bass), 2051 nucleotides long. RefSeq lists its product as uncharacterized. The transcript is spliced from 4 exons. The coding region runs from base 290 to 1171 and encodes 293 amino acids. Gene Ontology annotation, cellular component: membrane. Lineage: Eukaryota; Metazoa; Chordata; Actinopteri; Centrarchiformes; Centrarchidae. Gene Ontology annotation, biological process: regulation of cell shape. The record is from RefSeq and is a predicted model, not a curated record.